CUUGAGCGCGAUGUCACUCCUUUAGCAUGACCUCAAACGCGGCGGGGGCUGGGACCGCCAGUCAUUCUCCGUGCGAGAGCCGGGGCGGGAGGCAGGCGGGACCCAGCCCCGCCGCCAGCCCCACUUUUGUGGUGCCGCCGCCGCCGCCGUCUCCCCUUUCUCCGCGGGGCUGGCCGCGGGGCGGGCGAUGCUCCGCGCUCCCUGAGCCGCCGGCACCGCGUCCGUCGGCUAAGUCGCCCCGCGGAGCUGCGCGCUAGAGCGGCGGCUCCCGUCCCUCCCUCCCUCCCUCCCUCCCUGCGCUCCCCCCAGGCCGCGCCGAGGUUGCGCAGGAUGCCGCGGAGGGGCGCGGAGGCGCCGCUGGCCCUGCUGCUGGCGGCGGCGUGGCUGGCGCAGCCCCUGCGCGGGGGCUACCACGGCGUGAGCAUGUUCGCCGUGCAGACGGCUCAGCCCGACCCCUGCUACGACGAGCACGGGCUGCCCCGCCGCUGCAUCCCCGACUUCGUCAACUCGGCCUUCGGGAAGGAGGUGAAGGUGUCGAGCACCUGCGGGAAGCCGCCGUCGCGGUACUGCGUGGUGACGGAGAAGGGCGAGGAGCAGAUCCGCUCCUGCCACCUCUGCAACGCCUCCGACCCCAAGCGCGCCCACCCGCCCUCCUUCCUCACCGACCUCAACAACCCGCACAACCUGACCUGCUGGCAGUCCGACAGCUACGUCCAGUACCCCCAUAACGUCACCCUCACCCUCUCCCUGGGCAAGAAAUUCGAGGUGACCUACGUCAGCCUGCAGUUCUGCUCGCCGCGCCCGGAGUCCAUGGCCAUCCACAAGUCCAUGGACUACGGCAAGACCUGGGUGCCCUUCCAGUUCUACUCCACGCAGUGCCGCAAGAUGUACAACAAGCCCAGCCGCGCCGCCAUCACCAAGCAGAACGAGCAGGAGGCGGUCUGCACCGACUCGCACACCGACGUGCGGCCCCUCUCCGGCGGCCUCAUCGCCUUCAGCACCCUGGACGGCCGCCCCACCGCCCACGACUUCGACAACUCGCCCGUCCUGCAGGACUGGGUGACGGCCACCGACAUCAGGGUCACCUUCAGCCGCCUCCACACCUUCGGCGACGAGAGCGAGGACGACUCCGAGCUGGCCCGCGAUUCCUACUUCUACGCCGUCUCCGACUUGCAGGUCGGCGGGCGGUGCAAGUGCAACGGCCACGCGUUACGUUUCGGGGGGGGGUUGGGGGGGGGCGCGGCUGCGCUGCGUCCGGACCGCGACGACAGCUUGGUGUGCGACUGCAAGCACAACACGGCCGGCCCCGAGUGCGACCGCUGCAAGCCCUUCCACUACGACCGGCCCUGGCAGAGAGCGACCGCCCGGGAGGCCAACGAGUGCGUGGCCUGCAACUGCAACCUGCACGCCCGGCGCUGCCGCUUCAACAUGGAGCUCUACAAGCUGUCGGGGCGCAAGAGCGGCGGCGUCUGCCUCAACUGCCGGCACAACACUGCGGGGCGGCACUGCCACUACUGCAAGGAGGGCUUCUACCGCGACCUCAGCAAGCCCAUCUCCCACCGCAAGGCCUGCAAAGAGUGCGAUUGCCAUCCCGUGGGCGCCGCCGGCCAAACCUGUAACCAAACCACAGGCCAAUGUCCCUGUAAAGACGGCGUCACCGGCAUCACGUGCAAUCGAUGCGCCAAAGGCUACCAGCAAAGUCGGUCUCCCAUUGCCCCCUGCAUAAAGAUCCCCGCCGCUCCCCCCACCACCGCCGCCAGCAGCACGGAAGAGCCCGCAGAUUGUGACUCAUACUGCAAAGCCUCCAAGGGGAAACUGAAGAUCAACAUGAAGAAGUACUGUAAGAAAGACUAUGCUGUCCAGAUCCACAUCCUGAAAGCGGAAAAAAAUGCCGACUGGUGGAAGUUCACGGUCAACAUCAUCUCCGUCUACAAACAAGGGAGCAACCGGAUACGGCGCGGAGACCAGACCCUGUGGAUCCACUCCAAGGACAUAGCCUGCAAGUGCCCCAAAAUCAAGCCCAUGAAGAAGUAUUUGCUGCUGGGCAACAACGAGGACUCUCCCGACCAGAGCGGCAUCAUUGCGGACAAAACCAGCCUGGUGAUACAGUGGCGGGAUACGUGGGCUCGGCGGCUCCGGAAGUUCCAGCAGCGGGAGAAGAAGGGGAAGUGUAAGAAAGCCUAAAGGAGGAGAAGGCAACGGAGCGCGCGGGAGGGAGAGACUGACUGUGCAUGCUGCUUUGUGUCGAGCUGGGGCGGGCAGGGACCGGCGACGGGGACGGCGGGAGGAAGGUCGCGCCGUCGGGGCGGGCUGGGGUUUGUUGGGGGGGUGGGGGGGACGGGACACACGGGAGGGAUGGCAAUCACAGCUGUGGCGCUGCGGGGUUUGCACCUCGUAUUCCGGGAGAAAAACAAAGCAAAACGCAACUGGAAAAGAAAAAAAAAAAAAAAAAAUCACACACGUGGAUAUAAAACAAGAGGAGGGUGGGUGCGGGUGCAGGGCAGCCAGUGCCCCACCCCCCCGCCCCCCCCCCAGCUUCAUUCUGCCCCGUUGGCUGAAGAAAUCAGAGACACCAAACUGCCUUCCAGCUGCUAACAUCUGCCGUUUCCAAAGCACGGCACGGGAACAUGGAACCUGUAAGAAACUAAUCAACGGCAACGCUGGAAAUGAACUCCCCAUCCCCCAAAAUACGUAUUCUGGGCUUAGGCUGAACAAGCCAGUUAUCGUAGAGGAAACUAAACAGAGACCCAUCGCUGAGGGCGGACCUGAGGAUCGGCUAAUGGCUUGUGAAGACUCUUUGGUACCCGAUAGUCGUCCCGACCACCCGCUGUACGGUACCCAGGGGCGGCCGAGGUCUCCAGCCAUGGCGAUGCUCCCAUCCCAGGCUCCCAGCAAGGAGGAGACCACGUUAGUGGGCGACUCCCACGCGGACACGACUGGGGGAGCGACUCCUUGGCUCUGGCCCCCACACCCCGAGGAGCGCUGCCCGCCCCCCCCCAGCCGAAGGAGCGUCAGCCCAUGGGAUGCCCCGGCCCCCUCCCAGCCACCGAGUCACAGCCGUGGAGUUCAUAACAAGGAUCCCCAGUGAAACACAUGGACUUUGCAAAAAAAAAAAAAACAAAACAGUUGGCAUCCAGUUCCCAUAAGUGCCCUGGAAGAUCUUGCCCAUCGCAGUCCCUGAGUCUCCACUGCGGCCACCCCCGAGACCUCCUUCAUGGGCUUGGUCCUCUCUGCUGCUGCCAGCAGACUGAUGACCCUCAGGUGAUAGGAGAUCCCUGCAGGUGACACCGAGGUCCUGGCUGGCCACUGGUUUCACUCCCAAACUCAGCCAGUGCUCCCGAACCCACAGCGGCUCUGCCCUCGCUCCCUCCGGAGCAGCGGCUCCCCAGCAUCCCUGCGUAAGGUGACCAUCUCCCUUGGGAAUCACAGGAGGUGGGACAGCGAGUGCCCGGAGACUGUCCCCAUGGGCAGCGGGGAGAGCUCUGAGGCUCGGCCAAGCUACAGCCAACGCAGGGCAGAGCCUGCCCAGGGCAAGGGGUCUCAACCCGGGACUGGAUAAGCGAGGGGUGACCCACCUGCAGCCCCCCCAAAUCACUCUGCUCCUUCUACAACCAGCAAAUCGAAAUUUCCCAAUCUCUAAUGGCUGCUGCACUAGGGGAAGCAGCGCUGCCUCACCUCCCCCUCACACCCUACGCCCAGCCCCAGGCCUGGAGCAUCGUCCCCCGGGGCACCCUAUGGGCAGGACCCGCCGUUGGGUUGUUCCUCACCCAGACGUUGUGUCCCCACGACAGGCUGCCCCCCCGCCACAGCGGCCCAGGAGGAACGGCCACCACAGAACCACAGACUGGCGGGGGUUGGCAGGGCCCUCUGGAGAUCACCCAGUCCAACCCCCUGCCAGAGCAGGGUCACCCACAGCAGGUGGCACAGGAACGCCUCCAGGCGGGUUUGGGAUGUCUCCAGAGACGGAGACUCCACCACCUCUCGGGGCAGCCUGGGCCAGGGCUCUGCCACCCUCACAGCAAAGAAGUUCCUCCUCGUGUUGAGGUGGAACUCCCUAUGGUCAAGUUUGUGCCCGUUACCCCUUGUCCUGUCCCUGGGCACCACUGACAAGAGCCUGACCCCAUCCUCCUGACACCCCCCCUUUCAGUAUUGAUAAGCGUUGAUAAGAUCCCCCCUCAGGCGUCUUUUUUCCAGCCUGAAGAGACCCAAAUCCCUCAGCCUUUCUUCACAAGAGAGGUGUUCCAGUCCCCUCAUCCUCUUGGUAGCCUGUACCUGGAUAUCUGAGUUCACCUCCUCGAUGGAGCCAGGCAAUGGCCGGGGCGGAAAGGCAGGGAGGGCAGGAGCGGUACCUGGAGGAGAAGCAAACAUUAGUCGCUACGAAAAGCAAAACCUCCCUGAUAUUUUUCCUUUUAGGAAACUUGGAAACAUCUAUUUUAUGACAUUUUCCAGUGGUUUUUGCCUUGUUUUAUAGCAAUUGACAAUAUUUAUAUAAUGACAUAAACCGCCAUAAAGCGAGGCAGCCGUGUAAAUAGGUGUAAAGCGCAGGGCUCCCAGGGAAGCAGCGGCAGCGCCGAGCUGCUGGAGACACCACCCGGAGGGAGCCAGCUCCGCUGAGCCUCCUCCCCCCGCAAACGCAAGGCCCUUCUGGAAUUAACUGGGGUACGAGGAGAGAAAUCCCACCCUGGGCAUCAAGAAAUCCCCCCCAGGUCUGUGUUUUCUCCCCUCACCCGGAGCAGAUGCCGUUUUCCUUAGGUCAGGGCUCAAGGAGAGCCGGUGGUUUUGCAGACAAGGGAACCCAAGCCACCAGGUUUGGAAGGAGAAAACCCGAGCUCAAGUGUCUAGAUGGAGGCUUGAAGCCCCAAAACGGGGCUCAGAUGCUCUCCUGCAGCCAGGGCCACCCCACACCGGCUGAGGC
Chroicocephalus ridibundus (black-headed gull) is the source of this 4915-nucleotide messenger RNA. It is a transcript of the gene NTN1, whose product is annotated as netrin 1. The record is from RefSeq and is a predicted model, not a curated record. NCBI's taxonomy places the organism in Eukaryota, Metazoa, Chordata, Aves, Charadriiformes, Laridae. Gene Ontology annotation, biological process: animal organ morphogenesis; tissue development. Gene Ontology annotation, molecular function: protein binding.